Messenger RNA from Archocentrus centrarchus (flier cichlid), 3413 nucleotides. It is a transcript of the gene dolk, whose product is annotated as dolichol kinase. The record is from RefSeq and is a predicted model, not a curated record. Bases 281 to 1852 code for a protein of 523 amino acids. Gene Ontology annotation, biological process: dolichyl monophosphate biosynthetic process. Gene Ontology annotation, molecular function: dolichol kinase activity. Gene Ontology annotation, cellular component: endoplasmic reticulum membrane. The transcript has 2 exons. NCBI's taxonomy places the organism in Eukaryota, Metazoa, Chordata, Actinopteri, Cichliformes, Cichlidae.
GACCCGGCUGUCAAAGAUGGCCCCCUCCUUCUGGGUGUGAGAGGACCGACAGCUGACAAAGGAAACAAAUCCGUCCGGGAAGGACGGCAGCGAUUCAUAUCACAGUAAAUGUUCGUUCAGAUGCUGCUGCGCUUGUAUGACAUCCAUAGCAAGUGAAGGUUACCUGCCAAAUGAUGAAGCCUACGAGAGAGAGGAAGUGACAGAAGAAGGCCUUCGUUGCUGCGGACCAUCUGUUCAGAUCGACCCUCCUCCCUCUCUGUGAGCGCCCACCCUUGCAGCCAUGCAGAUCAAUCCAGUGCACGUGGAGUCCACUGUAGUCUUGGCAGUGGUACUGUGUGUCCACAUGGCGGUCUGGAACCAGCACUCCUGGUGCAGCAUAGCCCUGGUAAUCCAGGCAUUCUACGUGCAGCAUAAAUGGGACCGUCUGCUCAGGUCAGGGGGUGCUGUGUUCCAGUUUCGCCCUUCAGCAAGCAGUGGCAUCGUUCCAGCCUCUAUGGUGAUGCCUUUGUUGGGCCUGGCACUGAAAGAAAAGUGCUCUGCCUCAGGGAAUGUCUACUUUGAGCGCUUCUCCAUGGUGAUCACCAUCACAGGCAUGAUGCUAGCUCUGUUCCUCUCCCUGAUUGCACUGGGCAUCACAAGACCUGUACCUACCAACACUUGCGUGAUUGCAGGAAUGGCUGGCAGUGCAAUUCUCUACACCACAAAACAGACCCUGACAGUAUCUGAGGUCAUAGAGGUCUUGGAGGUACUGUUGAUCUUUGUUUAUCUUAGCCUGAUUGUGCUUUAUCUGCUGCCACGCUGCUUCACGCCCGGAGAGGCACUUCUCAUCGUCGGUGGGAUCAGCUUCAUCGUGAACCAGCUCAUCAAGCGCUCCCUGAACCUGGCGGAGGUCAAAGGUGAUCCGGUGAACUAUUUCCUCCCGGUUUUAGUGGUGGGCUCAUUGUUGCUGGGUAUUUUCUUCGCCCUGCUCUUCUGUUUCAUGGAAUCUGAGACCUGGGGCUCAUCGCUUUUCUUUCAUAUGAUGACAGCUGUUCUGGGUCUGGGGAUCCUGAUGCCCUGGCUUUCCUUGUUCAUUGGUCGCCACCCAAUCAUGUGGCUGUUGGACUUUAUCACGCUGAAUGAUAGAAGACUCUGUCUGCUGGCGUACUGGGUGUUUCUGUCUGUUGUGGCCAGUUGCGUUGUGCUACAUCAGAACUAUCAGCGCCAGUCAGGCUCCAAGAAGCACCAGGCCUCGACUAUUGUCAGGAAGUACUUCCAUCUGAUUGUAGUGGCCACGUACAUUCCAGGGUUGAUCUAUGACAGGCAGCUGCUCCACGUGGCGUCUGUUGGUUGCCUGGCAGUUUUCUUGUUUCUGGAAUACGUGCGGUACUUCAGAAUCAGGCCUCUCGGUCAGCUGCUCAGGCAGUUGCUCACUUUGUUCCUGGAUGAACGGGACUCUGGGCCACUCAUCCUCACCCACAUUUACCUGCUGUUGGGCAUGUCUUUGCCCAUUUGGCUGUUUCCUGGACCAUGCGCCCCUAAGGGGAUACUUCCUGGGGCAGGUGGCCUGGUGCCCUAUGCAGGUGUGCUCGCCGUGGGAGUCGGAGACACUGUGGCGUCUGUGUUUGGCAGCACCAUGGGGGAGAUUCAUUGGCCUGGCACCAAGAAAACCAUGGAGGGAACUGCGACAUCUGUGUUCGCCCAGAUCAUCGCCGUGGCCAUGUUUCUCAUCUUUGACAGCAGCAUCAAUUUAAACUCCACCUACUCCUGGAUCGUUGGCUCCAUCACUCUGGUGGCAAUGCUGGAAGCCUACACCUCCCAAAUAGACAACCUUCUGCUCCCACUCUACCUCUUCAUCCUUCUGUUGCUUUAAAUAGACAGGUGAUGCAAAAUAAGCAGAUCCCUUGCCUGUUCUCAGCCAUUUGUGGUGAUGAAUUUAGGGGAAAAAAAUGUGAUAGAAGUAACAGAUUUCACAUUUGGUAAUCUGUGGACGUGAUCACAAACGGUAUUUAUUUUUGAUCAACACAAGACUGGUUAAAAUCAGUCAGUUUAAUCGACCAGGGUGUCGACAAACCUGUCAAGCACUCAAACAUCUGCUCUUUACUUUACAUGGCAGCAGAUAGUGUUAGCAUGACAGCGUGUUGUCUUCAGAUCAUUUCAGUAUCAUUUGCAAUGACAAAAGGAACAUUUUAGAUCAAGUUUGAGCCUCGCGACAGAGAUCGUGUAUGCUUUCUCGAUCGCUGACACCAACAACUCCUAAAUUAUGCAACGGAAGACUCAGUUUAGCAGAGUGGGAAAAAAUGUCUUUUAAAAAGGAAGUCUGGACUUGCUGAUGCCACAUUUUUAUAAUUGGCAAGGAUUUGUUUUUUCCUUAGUCUGUCCUUUCCUUUUUGCAAAUGGAUACUUGCCUUUGUAUUGCCUUUUGAAGAACAUAAUUUAAAGUUAACUUAUUAAUAUCUCUUAAUCAGCCUUUUUUUUUAAUGUCUAGGCUAUUAUUCUGCCUCCCUGAUGGCAAUACGAAGAACUUUCUUCUGAAAAUAUCUGCCUUAAGAAGUAUAUUUUCUAUCACACAUGACCUACUAUAGUAGAAGCCGUAGAUGAAAGCAUGGCAGCCCAUUUCAACUCUUAUUUAAAGGGCUGAUUUAUACUUAAGUAUGGUAGAAACACACUAUGCUCCUGCAUGAGACUCAUGUGAAAAUCCAGUACUGUAACAUGUAUGCAGGUAUCCUACAGUAUAUUUUUGUUGGAUGAAUCUACUUUGCUUAGUAUCUCUGUGGUUUGAUGGGACCCCUUCAAUAUCUACAUUUCCUUGUGAUACCGAGCCUUUAAACCGCGCUUUUACAGCAAGAGUUACUUCUAAAUUAUUAUUUUAUAUGCUUAAUAGAAAUUUGCUCUGUUCUUGGGUUUGAUCUCGUCAUUCAAAGAUGAGGAUUGCAGCGUAAGUGAAAUUGGUUUCCGCUCAUCUGUAAAAAGUUCUAUAGUGGUUUUUGUUGUUUUUAUGUUGUGAUGAUGUUUAUUGGCAUGAUCCUUCUCGUAUGUUGUUUUUUGCCAUCCUUCUUACAUUUUGCAAAACUGUAAUGUUGCAUGUUUGAGCAUCUGAAAGCUGAUAUGCAUCUUGUUUUGUUUGACACUCAUUUGAAGAUUGAGAAGUAGGACCUGCGUGACUGUACUUUGAUUUUUUUAUUUUUUUUUAACUCUAACAUAAGAAGUUUGGCUCAUGUGCUUUAUAAUUACACAUACAUAAAGCUUUUUUUCACUGAAGUUAGGUCUUAAUAUGAACAUACUUGAAAGCAGAAAUGCUUACUGUUGUCUGUAAAUGGAGGAAUUCACCAUCUUGCUUGGACACAAAUAAUAAAAAAAAAACCUUGCACAACAAUAAAGCUGGUGACAAUGCUAAUGAGGAAAUGCUUAAUAAAGAGUGGGUGGAAAUAUCA